Molecule: messenger RNA, 2196 nt
Organism: Amphiprion ocellaris (clown anemonefish)
Lineage: Eukaryota; Metazoa; Chordata; Actinopteri; Pomacentridae
Gene: fkbp1ab
Product: FKBP prolyl isomerase 1Ab
Exons: 5
Coding region: 118-444 (108 amino acids)
Molecular function (GO): peptidyl-prolyl cis-trans isomerase activity
Source: RefSeq, a predicted model, not a curated record
GGAUUGACGCGGUUGGUGCGGAGCAGAAAUCCUCCUCCGGGGGAGCGGAGUCGACAGACGGACUGCGGAGUGUUGCGGGGUUCAGGGACAGCAGCAGCUCCACGACACGCCGCCGACAUGGGAGUCGAGCUCGAGACUAUCACCCCCGGAGACGGAAGGACUUUCCCCAAAAAAGGACAGACGUGUGUGGUGCAUUAUGUGGGCUCCCUGACAGACGGACGGAAGUUUGAUUCAUCUCGCGACAGGGACAAGCCUUUCCGGUUCCAGAUCGGCAAGCAGGAAGUGAUCCGAGGCUGGGAGGAGGGUGUAGUGCAGAUGAGCGUCGGUCAAAGAGCCAAGCUGACCUGUUCGCCCGACUACGCUUACGGAAAUAGAGGCCAUCCGGGCAUCAUCCCCCCGAACGCCACCCUCAUCUUCGACGUGGAGCUGCUGGGUUUGGAAUGAAACGACUCCACGGCCCAUUUCUUCUGUGUUGUGUGACUCCCUACCUGGGCGACCUGGAGAGAAGCUGAGGAGAGUCUGCACUUGAUUCUAUACGAGGCUGGAGUCUAUAGUCCACUACUUACUUCAUCAGACUUUGACAGUUUAUCUUAUUUUGUCUCUGUGACUGAGUUCAUAUUUUUUUUUCCAUCCUGAUUCUUCCUCUACAAACUAUGGGCCAUAACCUUACAAACCUCCAUGUUCUUAAAACUUUGAAUUGUUUUUGAAGUUGCUUUUUCUUUGUGUUUUGUUGAAGCGCUGGUUGUGCAUGGUUACGCUGAGAAAUACAAAAAUACCAAUGAACCGCUCGCAGCGACGUUCGUCUCUCUUCACGAGUCGAUGCGCACCGAUGUUAAAAUGUUUGACGGCUUGUUGUAUUUACAAAAAUGAGAAGACGUACAAAAUUAAAAUGAAAAGCACACAUUUGUAUCCCAGCUUUAAAUUGGAUCAAAUGAAGUCAGAUAGUGGUUAACUUAGUAUCUACCUACAGUGGAACAUCAGGUAAAUGUGCACUACCGUUCAAAAGUUCUGGGUCACUUUGAAAUGCCUUUGUUUUUGCAAGAAAGGCAGUUUUUUUCAGUGAAGAUAACAUUAAAUGAAUGAUAAAUCCAGUCCAGACAUUGUUAAUGUGGUAAAUGACUAUUCUAGCUGGAAACAGCUGAUUUUUAAUAGAAUAUCUCCAUAGGGGUACAGAGAAACAUUUCCAGCAACCAUCACUCCUGUGUUCUGAUGCUACAUUGUGUUAGCUAAUGGUGUUGAAAGGCUCAUUGAUGAUUAGAAAACCCUUGUGCAAUUAUAUUAGCACAUGAAUAAAAGUGUGAGUUUUCAUGGAAAACAUGAAAUUAUCUGGUUGACCCCAAACUUUUGAGUGGUAGUGUAGGUAGUUAUUAAGUUCCACCUGCCUGCAGUGAAAUAUCAGGUAAAUGAAGUGCAACACAGGAGUCUGCUACAUAAAAUGGGCAUUUCUGUAUAAAACCACCGUGUUUUCUUUUCGUUAAAGUUGCUAAGCGAUGUGUGAGAGGUCAUUGGCUCAUAGAGAACCAGUCACAGUUGUAGAUAGCUCUAAUGUGUGCCUAAAUAUUCUUGCCAGACACGUGGUUACAACUGUCUGCAUGUCGUAGACCCGACGGAAACCUUAGUAAGUUCGAAAGCUUUGCAUCCGAUUUAUUAUUGCCUUCUCAUCUCGCCAAGUCUUUAAACCCCAUUUAAAGCCAUAAACAGGUUGAACGGUGCAAAGAUGGGAUUUGCGUUGACGCGCAUCAAUUGGAGCUUUGUUAUUUUUUUUGUACAAUAAAAAAAAGGAAAGAAAGAAGAAGGGAAAAUGCUUGAAAUUUACAAGGGGAAUCAAUCACCCGGUGACGUCCCCUCAUCUUAUUUUGUGUAACAACUUCAAUUAUGUAUUUUUCAAAUGCCAACUUUCUAUCUCUAAGAAUCAACAAAGUUAGUUUUUUUUCCUCGCCAUUGUCAGUAAAGUACCACACUGCCUAACUGAAGUCUGUGCUGUGGUAAAAAACAACAAAUAUGCUGACACACAGGCGUCCUCGUGGGUUUUUGUAUCUCUAAUAAAUAGUUUUAAAUGGAGUUUAAAUGAAGGAAUCUGCUGGCCUGGCUGUCUGAUAUUGACCGUGGCUGCUGUCAAUGUAAUUCUGUGCUCAGACGUUACUGUAUGCAGGCUAAACCAAUGAAGACAUAUUUAAAUAAAAGAAGUGCUCUCCA